This is a messenger RNA of Artibeus jamaicensis (Jamaican fruit-eating bat), 3533 nucleotides long. It is a transcript of the gene SP100, whose product is annotated as SP100 nuclear antigen. Gene Ontology annotation, molecular function: DNA-binding transcription factor activity, RNA polymerase II-specific; protein binding; DNA binding. Gene Ontology annotation, biological process: regulation of transcription by RNA polymerase II. The transcript has 28 exons. Gene Ontology annotation, cellular component: nucleus. Lineage: Eukaryota; Metazoa; Chordata; Mammalia; Chiroptera; Phyllostomidae. The coding region runs from base 818 to 3379 and encodes 853 amino acids. The record is from RefSeq and is a predicted model, not a curated record.
AGCAGGGGGCGGUUCACUGUGCAUCACAGGGCCACUUCUGCCUGUAGUAACGAUGGCAGCCAGAGAAAGGCAGAAGAUACAGGGAAUGGGCCGCUGUAACCCACUGUGGGAGGAGUCGGAAAUGGGGUUAUAGAGGAGCAGCAGGAUGAGGAUUUACACUCUAGCGCAGCAGCGAUUUUCUCUCUUGGCCUUGGGGGAGGUAGUAGUGAGGGAGAAGGCGUGCUGUCUGUAGUAAGGGACUUUUGCCAUGCAGUUUGAAAGGGCAGUGAGAAGGGCUAAGUAAGCAAGCAGCUGUGUAGUUUAUACUGAGGAAAGAGGCCAUGUGGUCUGGUCUAAUGAGAAAGGAGAUGCUGCUGACACAUCAGCUCCAGCUGACUGCAGAGCUGCAAAGGACUUCCUUGCAAGAUCCUGAUCUGCUACACCUACCUGGGCUUUACCUGGACUCUCAGGACUUGUGCCUUUUCUGCACAACUACAUGGAGGCUGGCGACAAUGUACCGCACAUCCUGAAGGAGACAGCUGCUGUGUGAGGAUGGCAACUCUGGUACCUUCCAGAGGGACUGGAGAACCGUUUGCACAGCAACUUAAGAUAAGAACCUGAGGAUGCCCUGCCCUGUACCCUGGCAGGGAGCAUGAGAAGUGCUGGGUCUCAUGGAGAAGGAGGGCUCCAAACUGAUGUGCUCUAGGCUCUGUCAAGUUGGACUCUUGUAAAUCAAGACCUGUUUCUGCCAGCUUUAUUUGUUGGGUCAUUCACCAGGGCACCAUAUGGACAAGCCCCAGUCUGCUCGGUAACACUACAUUGUACCAUUGUCUGAUGGAUGUCCACAGAAGACCAGAGUAGAGAGGAAAACCUUAUCUAUGACAUUGUUUUCAAGCACUUCAGAAGACAUAAGAUCGAUAUUGCAAGUGCAAUAAAAAAAGAAUUUCCUUUCCUUGAGGUUCUUCGUGACCGUGAAAUUAUCACCAACAAAAUGUAUGAAGAUUGUCAAGAAUCUUGUAGAAACCUGGUCCCUGUACAGAGAGUUGUGUACAAUGUUCUCAGUCAACUGGAGGAGAAAUUUGACCUGCCACUUCUGGAAGCAUUGUUCAGCGACAUCAACAAACAGGAAUACCCUGAAUUAAACAAUGUUUAUAAAAGCUUUGAAAAUGCAAUCCACGAGAAACUUUGUCAACAAGAGAGUGAUGAAGAAGAGACUUUGGAGAACCAUAACAACCACUUGAGCCUUGGACAAGGACCUGGUGAGCACUCAUACCCAAGCCUGUCCUGGAACAGCCCACGUCCCUCGAAUCACAAUGGUACAGCCCCACCUGAAAAUGGACUCUCAGAGCACCUCUCUGAAACAGAACAGAUAAAUGUGAAGAGAAAAGGCACAACCAAUGACAACAAUGUACCUGAAAAUCAGCAAGCAAAUGAACGAUGUGCCCAAGAGUCUGAGCCAGCAGAAUUCUAUGAACAAGUACCCAUGGAAGGGAAUAAUGGUGAUGCAAGAGGCAAGACACCCAGCCCAUUGCCCCAUAGUGAAGAAGGAGCAGAGUUACCCAACCAUAGAAUCCAACUAAAUUCCUGUUCUGUAUAUCUGGUGGAUAUAAAGAAGGAAAAGCCAUUUUUUAAUUCAGGACUUGAAAAGCAAACCCAAACGAGGACUAAGUGUAACUCCGCACUUGACGUAAUAGUGAUCAGCAGUGAUGACUCCACAGAAUUCAGUGAUGGAGACGAGCCUCCGGAAGCUUCCACCUCAGCAGCAGCAAGGGAACCUGAGAGAGGAAGGAAUAAAGAGAAAGACAGAAACACUGAUGUGAGAAACAUCGAUCAGUUGCCUCCUGUAUGCACAACUGGGAAUCAAACCCACAGUCUAGAGCCCGUGGAUUUCAGAAAAUCACCUAUAUGCAGAAAAAGACUUUGGGAAAGUGAGAGAAGUCAUGAAGGAUUUUCGGGGUCCAGCGCGGAUGAGGCGCCCCCCAGAGUGUGGAGCCCCGCACUGAGAAGUGAUUCUGAUGAGGAGGAUUUUCUGGAUUUUGGAAACCAGUCUACUUGUGAGAUGAGCAAUAAGAAAAGACGGAUCAGCACUGAGCACUCUUCAAAACUGAGUAGUGAAGAAGAGCCUCAGGAAACUUUUAGCUCAGCUCUAAGAAGUUGGUCAGGAGCAGAGCUCCAAGGACUUGGAAAUGAGAAGAGUUCCCGUGUCAUGUGUUUAUCAAAAGGUGUUCCAAGAAGCCAAGAAGCAAGGACUGAAAAUAGCCAAGCAUCUGAUAUGGAUAUCAUGGAUAUUGGAAAAAAUUCUACUUUGGAAAAACACAGUGGAAAAAGAAGAGAAAAGAGAAGACACAUAGAUAAAAUUAAUAAUUUUCUAAAAGGGAAAAACAGAAGCACACAUAGACUUCAAGCUCUGAGUUACAGAGUCUCAAGGAUAAGAAGCAAACCAAAAGGGAUAAAAGCAGUCAAAACUGGACCUUUGAAAAGAUGCAGAAAAAGAGUUCCAAGAAUUCCCAGAGAUACAAAUAUGGAUUUUCGGCCUCCUCAACUUCCUGUCACCUGUGGUCGGGCGAAGGGGAUUUUAUAUAAGGAGGUAAUGAAACAAGGAAUCUCAGCGAAGUGUGUAGAGAUGGAGGAUGGAAAGCAGCUCACCCUCAAGGAGUUUGAAAUCAAAGGGAACCAUGAAAAAUCCAAGAACUGGAGGCUGAGCGUGCGCUGCGGCGGCUGGCCCCUGAAGGUCCUGAUUCAGGAAGGACAUCUACCAGAUCCACCAAGGACAAGAAAAAAGAUGAUACCAGAGUCUCACAGAGAUGACUUUAUUGACCCAUAUCCGGAAAACUCCAAUGAAUGUGAGGUGUGUUGUAAAAAAGGAAAGCUGUUCUGCUGUGAUACUUGUCCGAGGUCCUUUCAUAACAAAUGCCACAUCUGUCAUAUUGAUCCUGACAGGAACCCAUGGAGUUGCAUCUUCUGCCAGAUAAAAGCUAUUCCAAAAAAUUGCCCAGAAAAUCAGCCAUGUCAUCAAGAAUCAGAGGUCCUGGAGAGGCAGAUGCUGAGUGAGGAGAAGUUGAAGUGUGAAUUCCUCCUCUUGAAGGUCUACUCCUGUCCAGAAAGUCCCUUUUUUGCCUCAAAACCAUACUAUAGUAAACAGGCACUUCAGGGCUUGCAGAAGUGCAUGUGGUUAGACAAAAUCAGGAAAAAGCUGACUUGGAAGGUAUACGGCCAAGUGAAAGACUUUGUGCAGGACAUGCGCCUCAUCUUUCAGAACCACAGGACAUUUUACAGGGACCAUAAAUUCAUCAGGCUGGGACUUCAACUAGAGGCCAAAUUUGAGGACAAUUUCAAAAAUGUUUUUGCAGUUCAGGAAAUCAGCGAGAACAGCUCUCAGCCUGAGCCCGUCAUUGCCUAAUGCUGUCGGUUUUUGCUUCCGUCUCCAGAGCCUCCAGCAGGACUCGGCCAAGUAACCAGGGCCCCAGGCCACCAGCUGAUGUGCAAACAUCAUGUCACACUUCUUAUUUCACACUUUUUUUGUCACCAUUUCUGUUCAUUUAUUUUUCUAAAUA